Messenger RNA from Aedes aegypti (yellow fever mosquito), 1669 nucleotides. It is a transcript of the gene BckdhA, whose product is annotated as 2-oxoisovalerate dehydrogenase subunit alpha, mitochondrial. The record is from RefSeq and is a predicted model, not a curated record. Bases 186 to 1502 code for a protein of 438 amino acids. Gene Ontology annotation, biological process: branched-chain amino acid catabolic process. NCBI's taxonomy places the organism in Eukaryota, Metazoa, Arthropoda, Insecta, Diptera, Culicidae. Gene Ontology annotation, molecular function: oxidoreductase activity, acting on the aldehyde or oxo group of donors, disulfide as acceptor. The transcript has 2 exons.
CUGUUGACCGUUCGCUAAUGGGCGAUUAUUGCAUACGCAAAACUCGUCUUAUCACUUGCGCGCACACAUCAGACCUUCAUCAACAGAAUACGUCGAACAUUGACGUAAUAAGCAAGGCGAUCGGUUUGCAAAAUUUGUUACUUAAGUUCCAUUUUUGAGCAUAGUUGCAUUGAAAGGUGUCUAAAAUGUCUCUGAUGACCACGGCUCGACAGCUGGCUCGGUUUACCGGCCGGACACAGAUGCUGACCAAGUGCUUGGCAACAAAAAUGGUGCACACUGAAACGCAGAACUCGGCCACCAGCGGUGGUGAGCGCGCCAGAUUCCCUGGUGCGCAAGCGGCUUUCGUGGACAAGCCACUGAUGUCGCUGCCGGAGAAUUCCGAACCCAUCCCAAUCUACCGGGCAAUGAAUGCUGAUGGUGUGUUUGAAGACCCAGCGCAGGAUCCUAACCUGAGUCGCGAAACGGUUCAGAAGAUGUUCCGCGAUAUGGUUCUGCUGAACACCAUGGACAAGAUCCUGUACGAGUCCCAACGGCAGGGUAGGAUCUCGUUCUACAUGACAAACUUUGGCGAAGAAGCCAGUCAUAUCGGUAGUGCUGCUGCCUUGAGUCCCGAUGAUUGGGUCUACGGACAGUACCGAGAGGCCGGAGUUCUGGUAUGGCGUGGGUUCACGAUUUCGGACUUCAUCAACCAGUGCUACGGUAAUCGAGAAGACGAGGGUAAAGGUCGUCAGAUGCCGGUCCACUAUGGAUCCAAGAAGUUGAAUUUCGUUACAAUCUCGUCACCGUUGGGAACUCAGAUUCCGCAAGCCGUUGGUGCGGCCUAUGCCUUCAAGCGCCAACCCAAUAACGAUCGAUGCGUGAUCACCUACUUUGGGGAAGGCGCUGCAUCCGAAGGAGACGCCCAUGCCGCCUUCAACUUUGCUGCUACGCUGGAUUGUCCGGUAAUUUUGUUCUGCCGUAAUAACGGGUUUGCCAUUUCGACCCCCUCGAAGGAACAGUAUCGGGGAGAUGGAAUCGCUGGACGUGCCGCUGGCUAUGGAAUUGCUGCGUUGCGAUUUGAUGGAACGGAUAUCUUUGCGGUCUACAACGCCACGAAACAGGCUCGGGAGUACGUGCUAAAGCAUAACAAGCCUAUCGUGCUGGAAGCGAUGCAAUACCGAAUCUCGCAUCAUUCGACCUCGGACGACAGUUCGGCGUACCGUCCGGCCGAAGAGCUCGAAAUCUGGAACACGGUCGAGCAUCCCAUAUCCAAGCUGAAGAACUACAUGAAGCAGCGCGAUUGGUUCAACGAGGAAGAAGAGGAGAAAUACGUGAAAGCGAUUCGCAAACAGGUGCUCGCCCAGAUCAACCAAUCGGAGAAGAUUCCCAAACCGGACUGGCGCGAGGUGUUCCAGGAUGUGUACCACGAAAUGCCGACCCACCUGAAGGAGCAGAUGAAACAGAUGGAGGAACACGUGGAGAAGUAUAAGGAGCACUAUCCGCUGAACGAUUUCAAAAACUGAAGGCUUGAAAGGAUCGAGCUUAAGCUUUUAUUGUCCCCGGGUGGCAGUGAAUAAAGUGCAUUUAUUAAUUUGUUAAGAUUCUCAUGAUGCUAUUGUAUGUCUUCCAGGCUGCUUAUAGUUAAUAGCGGCGUUUCGAAACAAUAAACAUUUUCUACCGUUUUAUCUUA